Molecule: messenger RNA, 3522 nt
Organism: Drosophila guanche
Lineage: Eukaryota; Metazoa; Arthropoda; Insecta; Diptera; Drosophilidae
Product: ecdysone receptor
Exons: 6
Coding region: 432-3191 (919 amino acids)
Biological process (GO): cell differentiation; ecdysone receptor signaling pathway; positive regulation of transcription by RNA polymerase II
Cellular component (GO): nucleus
Molecular function (GO): nuclear receptor activity; ecdysone binding; RNA polymerase II cis-regulatory region sequence-specific DNA binding
Source: RefSeq, a predicted model, not a curated record
UUUCAUGGAUAUCUGUGGAUUAGUAGCUGAAUUGGCGCACUAUAUAGAUGCAUAUGCUUUCGAUUGUUCAGAGUAUUAAAUGAGGAGGAAGGCCCGCGAAGAUGUAUUUUGAACGCAAACAGGUGCGCAAAAAAUACUAGAAAAACUACCAGGAGGUACCCAACGAGGUACAGCAGAGGAGCAAAGAACGAAGCAGAAGAAGUGCAGAGCGCUGAAAGCCUGAAACUCGAACCCAUUGAGUCGGGCGCACACCAAAAAGCAGGAGGUAGCAGGAGAAUUCGAACUCCUGCCCGAAGGAGCUGUAGAAGAAGGCAAAGCCGUUCUCCUUUUCUUUUUAUUGGACCAUUUGCCAGGGACAAGUCGCUUGUCCCCAGCCACAUAGAGCGUGCAAGGAUAACGGCCACAAAACGGCGACCGUCGGCUACCAAACGAUGAUGAAACGACGCUGGUCGAACAACGGGGGCUUCCUGCGCGUGCCGGAGGAGUCUUCCUCGGAGGUGACAUCCUCCUCCAACGGCCUCGUGCUGCCCUCCGGCGUCAACAUGUCCCCCUCGUCCCUGGACUCGCACGACUACUGCGACCAGGAUCUCUGGCUCUGCGGCAACGAUGGGCAAUAUGGCAACAGCAACGGCAGCGGUGUCGCUCUCGGUGUCGCCCAGCAGCUGCAACAGCAGCAGCAGCAGCAGCAGCAGCAGCAACAACAACAGCAGAGCGUCAUCACGCUGGCGAUGCACGGCUGCUCCAGCACCCUGCCCGCCCAGACCACCAUCAUUCCCAUCAACAAUGGCUCCACGAAUGGCUCCAAUGGAAAUGGCCACUAUGUGCCAGGUGCCACCAAUCUAGGCGCCCUGGCCAACAGUCUCGGCCUGGUCAAUGGCGGAGGGAUGGUUAACGGAAUGCAACAGCAGCAGCAGCAGCAACAGCAGCAGCAGAUGCAGAAUGGACACGGUCUCAUCAAUUCCACAACGCCCUCGACCACGACACCGCUGCACUUGCAGCAGAACGGUCUCGGUGUCGGACUCGGAGGAGGCGUCAAUGGAAUGAACCUAAAUUCGCAUCUUCACACAAAUGGCAAUUCGAAUGGCCUUCUGGGAGGCGGCAACAUCGGUGUCGGCAUCGGUGGCGUAAUUGGAGGUGUCGCAGGAGGCGGUGGCAUGGGCAUGGCCAUGCAGCAUACACCGCGCAGUGAUUCAGCAAAUUCCAUUUCAUCAGGUCGCGAUGAUCUCUCGCCCUCGAGCAGCCUGAACGGAUAUUCGGCGAACGAGGGCUGCGAUGCGAAGAAGAGCAAGAAGGGUCCGGCGCCGCGGGUGCAGGAGGAGCUGUGCCUCGUGUGCGGUGACCGGGCCUCCGGCUACCACUACAAUGCCCUCACCUGCGAGGGCUGCAAGGGCUUCUUUCGGCGCAGCGUCACCAAGAGCGCCGUCUACUGCUGCAAGUUUGGACGUGCGUGCGAGAUGGACAUGUACAUGAGGAGAAAGUGCCAGGAGUGCCGCCUGAAGAAGUGCCUGGCUGUGGGCAUGCGGCCGGAGUGCGUGGUGCCCGAGAAUCAGUGUGCGAUGAAGCGGCGCGAGAAGAAGGCACAGAAGGAGAAGGAUAAGAUGACCACCUCCCCAAGCUCGCAGCAUGGUGGCAAUGGCGGGGGUAAUAGUGUGGGUGGCGGCUCCAGCGUUGGCGGCGGCAGCGUCGUUGGCACACACGACUACGUGAAGAAGGAGAUUCUCGAUCUGAUGACAUGCGAGGCGCCGCAGCAUGCCACAAUUCCGCUACUACCUGAUGAUAUUUUGGCCAAGUGUCAAGCGCGCAAUAUACCUCCACUAACGUACAAUCAGUUGGCCGUUAUAUAUAAGCUUAUUUGGUAUCAGGAUGGCUACGAGCAGCCAUCCGAAGAGGAUCUCAGGCGUAUAAUGAGCACCCCGGAUGAGAACGAGAGCCAAACGGAUGUCAGCUUUCGACACAUCACCGAGAUAACCAUACUCACGGUUCAGUUGAUUGUCGAGUUUGCUAAAGGUCUACCAGCGUUUACAAAGAUACCCCAAGAGGAUCAGAUCACGUUACUGAAGGCUUGCUCAUCGGAGGUCAUGAUGUUGCGCAUGGCGCGGCGCUACGAUCACAAUUCAGACUCGAUCUUCUUUGCGAAUAAUCGGUCGUACACCCGGGACUCUUACAAAAUGGCUGGUAUGGCGGAUAACAUUGAGGAUCUGCUGCACUUCUGCCGCCAGAUGUUCUCGAUGAAGGUGGACAACGUCGAGUAUGCGCUACUCACUGCCAUUGUGAUCUUCUCGGAUCGGCCGGGCCUGGAGAAGGCCCAGCUGGUGGAGGCGAUACAGAGCUACUACAUCGACACGCUACGCAUUUAUAUACUCAAUCGCCACUGCGGCGACACCAUGAGCCUCGUCUUCUUCGCCAAGCUCCUCUCCAUCCUUACCGAGCUGCGCACGCUGGGCAACCAGAAUGCCGAGAUGUGCUUCUCGCUGAAGCUCAAGAACCGCAAGCUGCCCAAGUUCCUCGAAGAGAUCUGGGACGUCCAUGCCAUCCCGCCCUCGGUGCAGUCACACCUGCAGGCCCAGCAGGAGGAAAACGAGCGAAUGGUGCGGGCGGAACGCAUGCGCGGCGCCGUAGGUGGUGCCAUUGCCGCGGGACUCGAUGCCGACUCUGCUUCCACCUCACAGGCGGCGGCUGCGGCGGCCGCCCACCAUCAGCAUCAGCACCAUCCGCUGCCCAAUCACACGCUGCCGCUGUCGGCACCCCAACCGCAGCCCCAGCCCCAGCCCCAGGGCCAGCCCCAGGCUCAGCCUCAGCCUCUGUCUCUGACGCUGCCUCUGCCUCUGCCACUUCCCUCCGCCCCAGUCUCCGUCUCUGUACCCGCCACUGCCUCUGUGUCCGUUUCCGUUGUCGGCUCGGGAUCCAGCUCCGGAUCCGUGUCGGCCGUUAGCACCAGCAGCGAUUACAUCGGCGGCGUUGGUGGUGGCGGAGCCAUGGGCCCCACCACAGCAGCAGCCACCUCCUCCACCAGCAUCACGGCGGCGGUGCCCGCCAGCUCCACCACCGCGACGGUGGGCAACGGGGCGCCCGUCAGCAUGUACGCGAAUGCCCAGACGGCCAUGGCACUGAUGGGCGUACCGCUGCACCCGCAUCAGGAGCAGCUAGUCGCCGGCGUGGCGGUCAAGUCGGAACACUCGACGACGGCAUAGCCCCUGCUCCACCAUCAGCAGCAGCACCACCACCACACCAUCCUGCAUGAGGUGGUGGGUGGAGUCCUGCUCGACUAGAGCUAGGACUAGGACAAGGAAAGGCAGCUGAAACACACUCUCACAGACAUCCCGAUCAUCAGAGGGGGGAUGGGAUGCCUGCUCCUGAUCCUGAUGCCAGACGGAGGGAGGGAUCACUGAAGGACAAGCGUAAAAUGCAGUUAUUUAGUUAUUAAGUCUGCAAAUAUUAGCAAUAAGUCAUUAUCCGUACAAUAUAACCGAUAAACAAAUUAUUAACAAUUACACAAAUGCUAAAAAAACAACAACAAAAACA